AUGAUCAGCCAGCUGCUCCAUCCUCUCCAUUGCGUCACGUGUCAUUUCCGUCAUCUUCACCCACCCUUCACCCUCCACCCACCCUCCACCCUACCCAGCCCGCAUCCGCCCGACCCAGGUGACCCCUUGGAGGCUCAGACCGACUUGGGCCCGCUCAUCUCCGCGCGGCAGCUCGCGCGCGUGGAGGACCAGGUGCUCCGCGCCGUGGCCGCUGGCGCGGCGCCGCUCACGGGCGGCCGGCGGGCGGCGGAGUGCUUGGAGGGAGCGCUGCGGGAGGGGCAUUUCUACGAGCCGACGGUGCUCAGCAAUGUCACGGUGGACAACCCGGCCUUUGUGGAAGAAGAGAUCUUCGGCCCGGUGGUCUCGCUGUCGCCCUUUGCCGACGAGGACGAGGCGAUCAGCCUGGCUAACGCCUCCGAGUACGGCCUCGGCGGAGCGAUGUGGACCGAGGACGUCCGAAAGGCCUUCCGGGUGGCGCGCCGGCUGCGGUGUGGACUCACCUGGGUGAAUUGUCAUCACCGGAACGAUCCCAGCAGCCCCUGGGGCGGCUUCGGACAGAGUGGCAUCGGCCGAGAGAAUGGGCCCGAAGCCUUCGAGGAAUACACCACGACGAAGAGCUUGACCAUCAGGACAGCGUUGGCAUCCGACCAACGACACGGCGGAGAACUGGUUUGGCAGCCGCAGCGCGCGCUACGGCUGACGCCACGAAAAACCGUGAUGUCCUGCGGCACCGCGUCGGAGCUGCGGGAGAUGGGUUUGGACUUGGAGCCGCAGAGGAGCUUCGAUGUGCAGGUGCUCUUUGGGGACCGGCGGCAAGAGCACUACCGGGCGCUGGCGCGGGCGUUGAUCGAGCUGGUGGCACAGAAGUCCACGAAGCCUAUCCUGCUGGGCAUCCAUCUGCAACACAAUGGUCCCGACGUGUUCAGGGCCAUCCUCCAGCAGUGGCGUGAGCGGCUGACGAUCGCCCCGGCAGUCGAGGAAGACGAAUUUGCAGACUACGAGGGCCGCGAAACCUGA
Messenger RNA from Durusdinium trenchii, 1017 nucleotides. Lineage: Eukaryota; Dinophyceae; Suessiales; Symbiodiniaceae. The record is from the annotation of a GenBank genome assembly.